AUGGCUUCGUCCAAGUCUGCCCUUGUCCUCUGUGUCAUCAACCUCCUCUUCUUCACGAUGGUAACCUCCACCUAUGCGCAAUCACCAACACCAUCUCCUCCUUCCUCAGGAAAUCAGCCAAGUUGCCCUAUGAAUGCACUUAAAUUAGGUGUCUGCGCCAAUGUGCUGGAUCUCGUCGGCUUCCGCCUUGGCCAGCAGUCGAAGACCCAUUGCUGUUCCCUCCUUGGGGGCCUCGCCGACCUCGAUGCCGCCGUCUGCCUCUGCACGGCCAUUAGAGCCAAUGUCUUAGGUAUCAACCUUAACAUUCCCAUUAACUUGAACAUGAUUCUCAACGCCUGUGGCAGAAACGUCCCCUCGAACUUUCAGUGUGCUUAA
Molecule: messenger RNA, 375 nt
Organism: Neltuma alba
Lineage: Eukaryota; Viridiplantae; Streptophyta; Magnoliopsida; Fabales; Fabaceae
Product: pEARLI1-like lipid transfer protein 1
Exons: 1
Coding region: 1-375 (124 amino acids)
Source: RefSeq, a predicted model, not a curated record